AUGAACGCCAACAUUCCUAAUUGGCAACAGGCUAACAACCCUAUCAAUCCUAACAACCUUGGUAACGCUGUUCCUAACGUCGCAGCUCGUAAUGGCGGCUUCUUCUCCACCAACCUCCAAUAUGGCGUUUAUGGAGGCUUACCCGUCCAAAUGGGACCUUAUCGAUCGUAUGCUUUAGUUAUUCGUGAUUAUCUCACCGGUAACAUGUCAGUACCACCACCACCACCAACUCAUAGAGCAAUACCUAAUCAACCGAUGGCCACCCACCCGAAUUACACGAGUCUUGCUGCCGGUCCUCUUCUUCAAGGUACCUCUACUGGUCUUAGCCCUGCCGAUCAAUCCGCUAGAGCUAUGAGCCGUCUCGAUCUGGCUGCGGCUGAUCAUAGUCAAGGUCCUACAUGGUUUGAUGUAUCCAUGGACAUGAUAACCAUCUACAUCAAAGGCGAAAGCGGCGAAAUAGAAGGCCCCCCCUUCAACCUCCACAAAGCCUUCUUCACCCACCUCUCCCCCUACUUCGACGCCGUCUUCAACUCCGGCUUUGCGGAAUCCAGCACCCAAACGCUCCAUUUCGCCGAAUCUAACCGCGAGAUCUUUGCGUUGCUGGUCCAAUGGGUCUACGCCAAAGACCUAAAGACUAUUGCCACCUUCGAACUCGAGGAUCGGAAGAAUCUACCUGCCGGUGUUGGACUAAGCACUCUCCAGAGCGAUCAGCUAAAUGUCUAUGUCAAGAAGUCGCAAGAAUUAGCCUUUGAGCACACCACCAAGCUCAUCGACCUCUGGUUUCUCGCCGACAAGGUAUUGAUGCCCACACUACAAAACGCGGCCAUCCUCGCCAUCGAGUCCCUGCGUUUCUUCACUCCUUUACAAGGGGUUCCAGCCGAAAUCUCCCGAGCAGCGUAUGAUAAGACACCCAAGGGCUCGCCUCUUCGUAGAUAUCUUGCUGAUACUACUCUUCGUCGAUUGCAUCCCAAUUCGGAAGAUGAUGGCGAGGAUUUCCAUCCGGAUAUGUUAGUCGAUAUAUUCAAUCGGGUCAAAAUUGCUGGUGCUGAUGCUAGAUUACGUCAUUAUGGCUUGUCGGAGAGAGCUAUGGAGGCGUUUUUGGUUGAGGUUCAGGGGGGUGGCCACUUGAAGGCUAAUCCUAGUACUACUCCUCCUCUAGCUGAUGACGUUUGGGUUGGUUUGUGGGAGCUAAGAAGAGAUGCAUUGAAGUACUAG
Molecule: messenger RNA, 1215 nt
Organism: Sclerotinia borealis F-4128
Lineage: Eukaryota; Fungi; Ascomycota; Leotiomycetes; Helotiales; Sclerotiniaceae
Source: the annotation of a GenBank genome assembly